AUGAGCACGGCGGCAAAGUUGGGUGCCGGGCAAUUUGGCGACACGACAUACACGAAGGUGUUUGUUGGAGGUUUGGCUUGGGAAACCCACAAGGACACUAUGAAGAAGUACUUUGAGCAGUUCGGCGACAUCUUGGAGGCUGUUGUCAUCACUGAUAAGGCCACCGGCAGAUCCAAGGGCUACGGAUUUGUGACUUUUCGGGAGCCCGAAGGAGCAGCGAGAGCCUGUGUCGAUGCUGCUCCAGUGAUCGAUGGCAGAAGGGCUAAUUGUAAUUUGGCUUCUCUAGGUGUUCAGAGAUCCAAACCCUCCACUCCAAAGCAUCCUGCUCCCGGGCCAGUGAAGGGCUUUAAGGUAAUAAGCCCUUUUCUCCAGACAGGGCGUGGUGGUGGUGGAGAAGCUUUACCAGCAGCAGCUUUUCCUCAUUAUGUCCAGCAAGCGUUACCUUAUAAUGUUUAUGGGUACUCCACGUAUCCCCACGACUACACUUAUCCAACGAGCUACGCAUACGGAGGGUCACAGUUCCCGGUGUAUGGGAGUGGGGUGGAAGGAGGAGGAUCGGGAGGAGGAGGAAUGUUGAGCAAUGGAGCGGCCUUUUACCCACUUGUCCAGUUUGGUACUGCCGCCUAUGCAGCAGCUAUGGCGCAAAGCUACAGCUUCCAGUACCCUCACCAUCACCACCAACUUUUCCAGUAUUCCUCCAUUAAUAAUAUUUCAGCUGCUGCAGGGCCAGGCUAUCCUCCUCAGCAUUACGGAAACCCCAUCUCGUCUCGGGCAACCCCAACAGCCCUGCAUUCAGGUUUGACAUGCAUCUAUAUUUCCAAUUCUGGGCCGAUAAAUAAUUAUUAA
Messenger RNA from Linum trigynum, 846 nucleotides. The record is from the annotation of a GenBank genome assembly. Lineage: Eukaryota; Viridiplantae; Streptophyta; Magnoliopsida; Malpighiales; Linaceae.